Messenger RNA from Portunus trituberculatus (swimming crab), 1602 nucleotides. RefSeq lists its product as uncharacterized. Lineage: Eukaryota; Metazoa; Arthropoda; Malacostraca; Decapoda; Portunidae. The record is from RefSeq and is a predicted model, not a curated record. Bases 77 to 517 code for a protein of 146 amino acids. The transcript has 2 exons.
CGCGAGGUUAGACACACACGAGGCCAGUGCUCAGGAACCUGCAGCCACGAUAGGAACAAGUGAGUGAAAGGUCACGAUGCAGCGGCUUCUCACGGCAGUACUGGCGGCGUGCGUCGUGGCUUGCGUCAGAGGGGAUGUCAGCCACACACCGCCAUCACAAAGCGCAUCCCCACCUCCUGGGAACUACCCCCAGACUGCCCCUGCACCUGGCCCCGCCCCGUCAACCAACGCUGCCACACCCGCUCACUCGUACCCUGACCCACAGCAGGGCGCGGUAUACGAGGACUACGUGUACUACUACCCAGUGCAGCAAGACAAGAAGAAGGGAGGAAUGUUUGACUUCAAGAAGGACAGCGAUCUGGUCUCUUUCAUUAUCGUGGGUGUGCUGCUGGUGGGCGGUUUGCUGGUGGUUCUCGCUUACAUGCAGCCUGAAGACGCCCGUACUCUUCAGGUUUCCUACCACGAUAUGUACCACCUGGCUUCCCAAGUGUACCAAGCCAUUAGUAAGACCUACUGAGGGCGCACUGGCGGGAUGAUGGUAGUAGUAAUAUUCCGUGGGCAUUUUUGUGUUUUAUUUAUAUGCAUGUGAACUCCUAUGCUUAGUAUGAGUCUUGUUAUUAUAUCUGGGGUUAUUUCUACGCGAAUUUCACAGAGCUAGAGUACAACUAUAGACAGAUGAGAUGAUCUGAAAUGCUCAUGGCUUGAAAUUAACCUAAACUUGCAGACAUUAAGCGUGAUUAUAAACUAAACUCUGAACACCUGUCUAGGAAAAUACCCCCCAGAUGGACGCACGAAGACAGACAAAGCACGUACGUUGACACAGACACACACAGCCCCGCGCACCAACCCGGUUAAGUUAAAAGCGAAAAUAAAACCCAGGAAAAUCAUGUAUUAGGAGCAGCGGUACCAGCGUAGAGGAGAAAGAGAGAGAGAGAGAGAGAAAAAAAAAAAAAAAACCCACCAGAAACAAGAAAUUAUAAGCUUCUCGCGUCCUGAGAGUGACCACCGCCUCGUCCUCUUGACCCUUCUAUCCCAGCGUCCCAGCCCCGUGUAAUCUUGUGACCCUGAGGUGACGGGGUACGAGGGUCACUCCGCCCCGCCCUCCUGCAGGCUGGCGAGGGUCGGGAGAAGAGAAGAGGAAGAUCAGGUGUGGUUGCUCGUGUUUGUAGCUUUAUAUAGUGUAAAAGUAAAGGAUCAGGAGAGGAGAGGAGGAUCAGGUGUUGCUUAUGUUAAGGGAGGAGGAUCAGGUGUGGUUAAUCGUGUUAGUGGUGUUAUAUGGUGUAAAAAUACUGUUUCUAUCGUUGGUUUGUAUGGAAGUGCUGUUUCCUCUCUUUUUUGUGGUUUUAUUGCCUCUACUCCUGGUGUUUGCUUGGAAUGUUACUGUAUUGAUAUUAUUUUGGUAGAAUAUUCAUGUUUCUAUCGCUGGUUCGUAUAGAAAUGUUUAUGUUCCGUUGUGGUUUUGUUUGUAUUGUUAGUGUGUGUUUCCCUUGCUGUGUUUUGGAAUGUUGGUGUACGCUGCUUAAAGGGAGGAAUUAACGUUUCUGUCACUCCCCAUGUCUGGAAGUGUCAUGCCGUCCUGUAAUAGUGAGACAAUAAAACCUU